This is a messenger RNA of Alexandromys fortis (reed vole), 2353 nucleotides long. It is a transcript of the gene N4bp2l1, whose product is annotated as NEDD4 binding protein 2 like 1. The transcript is spliced from 5 exons. Lineage: Eukaryota; Metazoa; Chordata; Mammalia; Rodentia; Cricetidae. The record is from RefSeq and is a predicted model, not a curated record. Bases 178 to 1257 code for a protein of 359 amino acids.
GUACAGCACUCUGGAGGAGUGUGCAUCAGCCCUUGCUUGGGACACCAGCCAGGUGCUGGUACACGCGCAGUAGGGGAGACAAUGGCCUUUUCUGUUACUGCUCAGAUGCGCUUGUCACAUUCUUUAAUCGCCAACGGAAACUAUUUACUAUCAAGGUCUAGGCCUGUCUGAAGUGAGAUGAGGCAGAGCUGUAGCAGUGGGCUGGGCUUCUUCCACAGUGACUUCAGGAAAACCUCCCACUGUGUCCCCGGGCCGGGCCCCUUCCCUCGGGAAGGACAGCGGAAGACAGUGGGAGGCAGGAGGGAGCGCUGGGGGCUGCGUCACCCACGCUUCCCUGGCUGUCAGUCUCCCAGCACCCCGGCCUCGCAGGUAGAGACGCCCCCUCCCGCGGUUCGCGCGGCUGCGAAGGAGGGGCUGGGCUCCGAGCGCCCGCCCCUCCAUCUAUCACAUGGCCGGAGAGUCACAAAAACAACAGCUUUGGCCAAGACCGUGACUUCAGGAAGGGAACCCAGGGCCCUCACCGCCAGCCCCCUCCCCAUGGAGGACAGUUUUCUGGAAUCGUUUGGGAGGCUGAGCCUCCACCAGCGGCAGCAGCAGCAGCCGCCUCCUCGGCCGCCGCCCGCGCGGGGGCCACCUCCGCGUCGCCACAGCUUUAGGAAACACCUCUACCUCCUGCGCGGCCUCCCGGGCUCGGGGAAAACCACGCUGGCCAGAGAAAUGCAGCGUGACUUUCCCAGGGCCAUGAUUUUCAGCACCGACGAUUUUUUCUUCGGGGAAGAUGGUGCCUAUGAGUUCAACCCGGACUUCCUGGAGGAAGCUCAUGAGUGGAACCAGAAGCGAGCAAGGAAAGCAAUGCAGAAUGGCAUAUCCCCCAUUAUUAUUGAUAACACCAACCUGCACGCCUGGGAAAUGAAGCCCUAUGCAGUCAUGGCACUUGAGAAUAACUAUGAAGUUAUAUUCCGAGAACCCGACACUCGCUGGAAAUUCAACGUUCAAGAGUUAGCCAGAAGAAACAUCCAUGGAGUCCCACGAGAAAAAAUCCACCGAAUGAAAGAACGGUAUGAACAUGAUGUUACCUUUCACAGUGUCCUCCAUGCAGAAAAGCCAAGCAGAGCGAACAGAAACCAGGACAGGAACAGCGCGCCUCCCAGUGGCUCUGGGUACUGGAGCACCUACACAGAGCUCCCCAACCGAAGGGCUCAGGGCGGCUUCUCCAACGAGAGCUUCAGAAGGGGUGGCUGUCACCAUGGAUAUUAGCUGUCUGUGCACAGCCACUGCAGAAUUUUCCUAAAGAAGUUUCUACUUCAAUUUUUGGUAUUUAUUCUUUGUUCAGUUUUAGCCAGAGCUCUAAUUCCAAUGUAAAUAGCCAAGCCCAGAAAUUUCUGAACAGAGGUCAUUAUAUUCAUUAUCUCCAACAAGCGAUGUCAGAGAGCGCCCAUGUGGCUUGGCGAUGGGGAUUCUGCUGAGGACCCAGAGGUCUUUCUCUAGAGGAGCUGAUUUGAAACCGAGAUCCAAGAUUAUCACUUAGUUGCGGAGUCAUAAACAAAGCAUUCCUAGCACAUCUCUAUGGGCUACAGUACCACUGCCUUUGACAGAUCCAUCUUCUCCAUAAAGCAGGAGUGUGAGGGGGACGGAGGCGGAGGCAGGAAGCAGCUCAGUGCCCUUGCUGCUCUGACAGUCUGCAUCCAGAGACCAGAGCCAUCACUCUAAUGGCACUGAUUUUCUUUUAGACUUAAUGUACAGAAGGGGAUGUUGUCCUUCAGGGUACCAUUAGGGGACUUUUCCCCUUAAAGAUGUGUCACUGUUAAACACGCCUAUGAAUUCUCAGUACUUGGCCCCUAAGGAGAAUGAGUACCAUUACAGUCAGACCCUGCUGCGCUCAGCAGCGUCAGCGGGACAGAACCCCUUCCCCCCUCCAGCUCGUAGUCUAGCAAUGUAAAUAACCUGCUUUCGCAAAACACCAGUUUUAAAGAGUCAUCAAGUGAUUUCCGAAAUGAUGUCUCUAACGUGUGAUUAGUUAGCCACCCAGAUGUUUGGGAGUGCAAAGCAAUGAAGCAGCCAGGGUUUAGGUCAUACAAGGAGAUGUGAAAGUCAUGCUCAUUGAGAUCAGCAGGGUAUGUAUGUCAUGUGGAGUGCCCCUCAGAUCAGUUAUGAAUUUAUGAGUUCAAAUUAAAUCCCAGCAGGCUGGAAUCAGAUUCAUUUGGUACGAGAUUGUGACAAGACCAUGUAGAAUGUAUGGUCUAUUUAUUUUUUGGCCAACAGCUUCUUUCUAAUGUUUUGUGAAAUAUUAUUUUAAGUGUCUUAUAUAAUGGUGCUUUUAUGGUUAUUAAAAUUGUAUAUGGUAUUGCAUUUA